Molecule: messenger RNA, 663 nt
Organism: Gongylonema pulchrum
Lineage: Eukaryota; Metazoa; Nematoda; Chromadorea; Rhabditida; Gongylonematidae
Source: the annotation of a GenBank genome assembly
AUGAAGCUGUCGCUAUCAUUAGUUCGCCAGGUGUUUUCGUGUCGCAGACUGCACAGCACAACGCUGUUGCGUCAGGCGCCGAUCCCGAUGGUAGUUGAUCAGGAUGGACGCAUCGAGCGAGUCUACGACAUCUAUUCGCGCCUACUCAAGGACCGCAUCAUCUGCGUUAUGACACCGAUAAACGAUCACGUGGCAGCUUCGGUGAUUGCGCAGCUUCUGUUUUUGCAAGGUGAAAGCGCAAAGAGCACUAUAAAUAUGUAUAUUAUGUGUCCCGGUGGCAGCGUAACUGCCGGUUUAGGCAUUUACGACACAAUGCAGUAUGUCAGUGCGCCUGUAGCGACCUGGUGUAUUGGUCAGGCAGCAAGUAUGGGAAGUCUUCUACUUUGUGCCGGUGAGAAGGGAAUGCGCACAGCGUUGCCUAAUGCCCGGAUCAUGGUUCAUCAGCCCAGUGGUGGUGCCGAGGGUCAAGCGUCGGACAUCUUGAUUCGAGCCGAAGAAAUUGGCAGACUCAAAGCACGACUGAACAAAAUAUAUGCUAAACACACAGGACAAGACAUUAAAGUGAUCGAGGAAGCUUUGGACCGUGACCGAUUCAUGAGUCCUGAGGAAGCCAAGGAUUUCGGCUUAAUUGAUCAAAUAGAAACCACUUCUUUUAGCGCCUGA